This is a messenger RNA of Hibiscus syriacus, 1863 nucleotides long. RefSeq names its product cationic amino acid transporter 7, chloroplastic-like. The record is from RefSeq and is a predicted model, not a curated record. Gene Ontology annotation, molecular function: amino acid transmembrane transporter activity. Bases 3 to 1748 code for a protein of 581 amino acids. Gene Ontology annotation, biological process: amino acid transport; transmembrane transport. Lineage: Eukaryota; Viridiplantae; Streptophyta; Magnoliopsida; Malvales; Malvaceae. The transcript has 3 exons. Gene Ontology annotation, cellular component: plasma membrane.
UAAUGGAAACCCACUCUUCAUCUUUCUCUACUCUCCAAUCUUACCUCCACGCCUUACCCCAUACCCUUCACCGCUUUGCUCGCCGUGCGCCCUCUGUUUCUUCCACCUACGAAGAACUCAGCCGUGUCAAGGCCCGUUCCGGUGCCGACAUGCAAAAGACUCUCCGUUGGUUCGAUUUGGUGGGGCUCGGAAUCGGAGGUAUGGUCGGAGCAGGUGUGUUUGUCACCACCGGUAGAGCUAGUCGUCUCUACGCUGGCCCCGCUAUCGUUAUCUCUUACGCCAUUGCUGGACUCUGCGCCCUCCUCUCCGCCUUCUGCUACACCGAAUUUGCCGUCCAUAUGCCCGUCGCCGGCGGUGCCUUCAGUUACCUCCGAAUCACAUUCGGUGAGUUCGCCGCAUUCUUGACCGGAGCCAACUUAAUAACCGAAUACGUCAUGUCGAACGCCGCCGUGGCCAGAGGCUUCACCUCCUAUUUGGGCGCCGCAUUGAGUAUCCCCACAACAAAAUGGAGAUUCGUUCUCCCGUUUCUCCCCAACGGAUUCAAUGAAAUCGACCUCAUAGCUCCGGCCGUCGUACUAAUCAUUACACUCAUCAUAUGUUACAGCAUCAGAGAAAGCUCAGUCGUCAAUAUGAUCCUCACCGGACUACAUAUCAUCUUCAUAGCUUUCGUAAUAUUAAUGGGUUUUUGGAGAGGCGAUUGGAACAACUUCAGCCGCCCAGAGAAUCCACAGAAUCCAUUCGGCUUCUUCCCCUACGGUGCCUCCGGUGUCUUCAAUGGAGCUGCAAUGGUUUACCUGAGUUACAUCGGAUACGACGCCAUAUCAACGAUGGCCGAGGAAGUUCGUGAUCCAUCAAAGGAUAUUCCGAUCGGAGUAUCGGGCUCCGUCAUCAUCGUCACCGUCCUUUACUGUCUCAUGGCCGCUUCCAUGUCCAUGUUACUCCCUUACGACAUGAUCGAGGUGGAGGCGCCGUUUGCGGCGGCGUUUAGAGGGCGGUGGGAAUGGGUGGGGAGGGUGAUAGCGGUGGGGGCUAGCUUCGGGAUAGUGACGUCGCUGUUGGUGGCGAUGCUGGGACAGGCUAGGUACAUGUGCGUCAUCGGCCGGUCCUGCAUGGUCCCGGCUUGGUUCGCGAGGGUCCACCCGAAAACAUCGACUCCGGUCAACGCCUCCGUCUUUCUCGGGAUUUUCACAGCUUCGAUAUCCCUUUUCACUGACCUAGACAUCCUCCUCAACAUGGUAUCCAUAGGCACUCUCUUUGUGUUCUAUAUGGUGUCAAAUGCUGUCGUCUACAGGCGUUACGUCAUGAUAGGGACGACAAAGCCUUGGCCUACGUUAUCCUUCCUUUGCUUAUUCUCCCUUACAUCGAUCAUCUUCACCAUGUUGUGGCAUUUUGCACCACCAGGCAAGCCUAAACCCUUUGUGCUCGCCACUUGCGUCGUAAUCGCCGUAUGGAUACUUCAAGUUUUCCAUUGCACGGUGCCACAAGCAAGGAAACCAUCAUUUUGGGGUGUCCCUUUCAUGCCAUGGUUACCGGCUAUGUCGAUAUUCUUGAACGUUUUCUUGUUGGGGUCUCUCGACGGACCGUCGUACUUACGAUUCGGCUUCUUUUCGGGUCUGGCAGUGCUUGUAUACAUCUUGUACAGUGUUCAUGCUAGUUUUGAUGCUGAAAUAGAAGGCUCUUUGGGUCAAAAGAGCGUUGAAAUACUUGAAGAAUCAGCAGAAAGUGAAGAGGGUAGUCAAAAAGUGUAAGCCCGUUAACUUUGUUUUUCCUCAUCUUCUUUAUUCCCUAUGGUUGAUGGGAACUUAUAUAAAAAGAAAAGAAAAGAAAAGAAUAGGAAUAUAGAGAAUAAAAUAAUAGUGAUGA